AUGGCAUUGAGACCAGCUCGAGCUAACGACGCUGUCACUGUUCCAGUAGAGACCACUGCUAAUCCAUUUUCUUCAGUUGAUAUCAUCGCUGCCCCUACGUCCCUGAGACUUCCACCACACCAGCUACGACUGCAGCCGAAGACUUCAAGCUCUACCCGAUUUGCCGAUGUGGAGACUACCUCUGCUUCUUACUACGCUCCAGCUGACGUUAAGAUCAUUCCCGCAGUCGAAGACGUUCCAGUUCCAAGUGAGACCACCGCUUUCCCAUAUGCUGUUGAAACUGCUACUGGUGACAUCGCAAGCGACCGGACCUACGAUGACAAGGAAAACGGAUUAUACUUAUUAAUACAUUGCCUGCUUCACCGGACGUACCAUCCUAGUGCAGUACCUGCUCGACUCGUUUUCGAUAAGGCUGGUGUCAUCUGUGACUGCACGGAAAUCGUGAAAAAGUGCCAACAUGCGCCUGGAAAUGAUGAGAAAAGUGGAUCCGGUGAUGAGUCGUCUGGAUAUGCUUAUGAGACCACCUCUAUCCCAGUUGAAACUACCACUGUGGCUGUCUACACAAGAACCGCUCCUGAUGUUCCAUCAACGACCACCACUCAGGCCUAUGAAACUAACACCGACGCCUAUACAACGACCACUCAAGCUGAGACUACCACUAUAGUUGAAGCCACAACGACGGCUGCUGACGUGCCAUCGACUGCUCAAGAUUAUGAGAACUACACAAUCACCACCACAGCUGUUGAUGUCCCAUCGACUACGACUCCGUUAAAAAAUAAGUUAAUCCAAAUCCUCCUUGUCUGUCAGCUCUCAAUUCAGUGGUGA
Messenger RNA from Caenorhabditis remanei, 825 nucleotides. RefSeq lists its product as uncharacterized. NCBI's taxonomy places the organism in Eukaryota, Metazoa, Nematoda, Chromadorea, Rhabditida, Rhabditidae. The record is from RefSeq and is a predicted model, not a curated record. The transcript is spliced from 3 exons. The coding region runs from base 1 to 825 and encodes 274 amino acids.